UGCGCGUGAACUGUCACUUUCGUUUGGAAAUCGCGAAUGUGUUGCAGAAAGUGAAAAAUAAUUAUAAAACAAUCAAUAAGAAAAAAAAUAAAAUAAAAAUGUUUCAUUCAUUAUUGCUUGUGGUAUUUUUGACGAGUUUCGUGGGAGCCGAUAGUGGUCACAGUUUACCGGAAGAUUUCACAAGAUGUCGGCAGAAGGACUCCAAACUAAACGAGUGCCUCAAAAUGGCCGUCCCUGACGCGCUCCGGAGAAUGAAGAAAGGUAUCCCAUCUCUAUCAGUGCCACAGAUGGAGCCGCUGCACGUGAACAGCAUCAACGUGGACUCCGGCUCGGGGCCCGUCGUCAUCACACAGAUGUACAGGAACAUCAAACUACAUGGUUUUACUGAUACUGUGCUGACGUUGUACAAGGCUGAUCUCAAAAACUACAGACUGAGAACUGACUCCAUCACUCCUAAGAUGGAGUUCAUAGCUGACUACAUCAUGAGAGGCAGGAUCCUACUGCUGCCCAUCCAAGGAAAAGGUGUCGCGAACAUUACAAUGGUGAACCUGGUGGUGAAACACGAUCUGAUUGGCGAGCCAGUUGUCAAGGAUGGACAGACAUACAUGCACAUCAAGGAAUACAGAGUCAAGUUCAUCCCACAGAAGGUCGUGCUGUACUUUUCCAACCUCUUCAACGGAGACAAGGUGCUCGGUGAUAAUAUGAACGAAUUCCUGAACUCAAACUCGGACCUAGUCUUCAAUGAACUGAAGGAAUCCUAUGAAAAGUCACUCAGUUCUGUAUUCCAGAAUGUCACCAAUGAGAUAUUCGACAGGGUGCCAAUGAACAAAAUAUUCCUUGAAGAUUAGUCUGUAAGAGUGGCAAGACUUAGGGCCGAGAUUGAUAACUGAUCGCUUUUCAAAACCUUCUAACUAAAACACACCUAAUACCUAAUAAGCACGACUCCGGCAUAGUUCCAGCACGUUGUUUUUUACGUUAGAAACAAUAAAAAAAGGUUACAACUUUUUAAUAUUAACGUUAUGAAAUAUGUCCUACGACAUACGAUUUAAAAUUCAUAUUUAAAUAACAAGUUAAUUGAGCUGUGCCGGAGGCGUGCCUAUUACCUGAUGAUCACUAACUUUUGACAUAAUUUAUGUUUUAUAGAACUUCUGACAAGAAUAAUAAAUACAGAUUGAUCUAGAGAGUUUUGGUUAUGACCGGCGAUUGUUUGAGCCCAUUCAUAAUUGCUAUCUGCAAUAAUUAGUUUAAAUAUCAUUUCAUAAGCGAGGGACACAAAUAAUACACUUCACAUUGGUAUCUGUUAUAUUUAUUGAAGCUGCUUUAAUUAGACUUCGUUAGUAUAAGUGUAAAAUAGUUAUAAAUUAGUUAUAAGAGUAAGUAGGUAAAUUUAAUUAUA
Spodoptera litura is the source of this 1396-nucleotide messenger RNA. RefSeq names its product protein takeout. Gene Ontology annotation, biological process: multicellular organismal reproductive process. Lineage: Eukaryota; Metazoa; Arthropoda; Insecta; Lepidoptera; Noctuidae. The record is from RefSeq and is a predicted model, not a curated record.